AUGGAUUAUAUUCAACAUUUGAGCGUAAAAAAAGUGAUUCAUGAGAAUAAACUCAACUUUACGUUCUCAGAUUUUUUAAUUAAUCAAGAUAAAUACAAAAUUUAUAACGAAAUAAACAUGAAAGUGGAUUGUUUUAGCUUGAAAUAUACACAUAUUGGAAAAGAAAUGUUUUACUUAAUUAUUAUUUACAUUUUAAAUAAAAAAAUUAAUGAAUUAAAAAAAGAUAAUAUAAAAAGUAGGCAUAUAAUAUUAUUAUUAUAUGGAAUUAACAAAAGCAAUAAAUUGAAAAUAAAUAUUAAUAGAGAAAAUAUAUUAAAAAAGAAUGAAAACGGUUUUCAAUAUUUUAAAGCAAAUGAAAAUCCCUUAUUCAAAAAUAACAAUUUUUUAAAAAAUGGAAAAAGUAAAAAAUUAUUUUUUUGUAAAAAGGUUAAGUAUAUUAGAAUAAAAAAAAAUUUAUUAAAGAAAGAGAGAAAAAAAAAUUUUUUUUACAUAGCGCAUAAAACGAAGAUAAUAAAUAUGUACUCGUUAAAGAAAAGUUAUUUAUAUAAGGAAAAAAUUUCAGAUAAAAUAUGUAAAAACUUAACUUUCUGUUUAAUAUCAGUAAUAAAAAAAAAACAUAACAAAUACAGAGUUAUUUUUUUGAAUAUUCAAAAUAUUAAUAAUUAUGUAAAGUCAAAUGAUGUACUCAACUGUAGCUUAAAACAUAUUUUAAAAAAAAAGUUUCAGGAAUUAUCACAAAAUCUUUUUUAUUAUUCAAAAAUAUAUUCAUACAAAGAUAUAUAUUUUUAUUUGAAAUUUUUUAUAUUUAAUGAAAAUAUUUCUAGUAAAAAAUGUCAUCUAUGUAUUAAAGAUUUUGAUUCUAAAAGAAAAAACAUAAUUAUCCUGGAUAAAAGUAAUAAAUUACUAUUAAACAGUAAUUUUGAGGAUUUUAUUUUUUCAAAUUUUAGAAAUGUGAAUAUUAAAAAAUCAAUGAAUUUUUCUAACAUAAUUUAUUAUAUUAUUGAGGGGAAAUUAUUUUUUCAGUUAAGCUGUAAUAAACUUUUAAAAAUAUAUUUAGAAAAUUUUAAAAAUUGUUAUUGUUUUAUUUUAAAAUAUUUAUUCCAAAAUAGUACAAAUAUUUACAUAAAUUAUAAAAUAAUUAAAAUUAAGAAGUUUUUUAAAAAAUUACAGAAAAUUAAAAAGGAUAGUAGUUUAACCGUGUUUGACUGUCUUUGUAAUAUAUGUUGUCAUAAUUCCAUUAUUAUUAAUUCUUUAUUACUUAAAUAUUUGUUUUGUGAAUUAUCAGGAAUUAUUAUAAUAUGUAUACAUUAUUAUAAGAAAUUUUUUUUUAUUAUAUUACCUAAUAGAAAAAUAGAUGAUAAUUGUGAAAUUAAUUUUAAUGAUAUUUCUAAUAAUCAUAUUAAUAAAAUUAAUUAUGUUAAUAAUUAUAAUAGGAAUAAAUGUUGUAAAUUAAACAAACAAAUUCACCUAAAUAAUAAAAUUCAUAUAUAUAGCAUAUUAUACUACAAAAUAAGUUUAAAUAGUUUAUUUUUAAUGAACAGUAAUAAUCUUAUAUUAAGAAAAAGAAAUGAUAAUUGUUAUUCAAGUUAUUUAAUUUAUAUGAAUAUAUAUGCUAAAAUAAAAAAAUAUGUAAAUAAAAUAAUUUACUUAAUACUAAAUGAUUUCCGAAACAAAAUAUUUUAUUUAUAUAUUUAUGAUAAUACAUUGUCAGUACUUACAUAUUUAACGAAUAAUCUAUUAAUGAUGAAAAAUUGUAAUAAAUGUAAUAACCAGAUUUCUUUGAUUAUAUAUACAAUAACAAUGCUUAAAUUAUAUAUAUAUUCUCUAUUUUUAAUUUUAUAUUAUACAUAUAUAAUUAUAGAAUAUUUAAAAUUUAUCAUAUUGUUUCAAAACAUAUUAAUGUAUACUAACAUAAAUAAUAUAAAUGAUAAUAUAUUUAGGGAGAAUUUUUUGUCAUGUAUGAUAUAUUUUGUUGUUAAUUAUAUCAUAAUUAAGAUGAUGAAUUACAUUAAUAUGAAAAAUAUAACUUUUGUUAUUUUUUUUUUGUUUUUGAAUGUAGUAUUAUUUUCAUAUUUUGUAAAUGAUUUUAUAAAUAAUAAUUCAUUGUUUAAAAAAAAAAAUAAAGAUUUUAUUUUAAGUAAUUUAAAACAUUAUUUUUAUUAUGCAUUAUUUACGUUUACAUAUAUUAGUGCCAUUAAUAAAAUUAAUUUUCUUUGUGUUUCUACUUUAUAUAUUAUAUAUGACUGGUUUAAUAUUAUGUAUAGAACUAAUAAUCCUGUGAAUUGUGCUACAUCAGUAAAUUAUUGCAUGUUAAUUUUUUUUUUUUUAGUGAUUUAUUUGAUUUCCGUCUUUAUAUAUUACUUCUUAAUGUAUAUAAAUAAAAAUAAAGAAAUUUUAUAUAUUUCCUUAUAUAUAAAAAAAAAAAAAAAAAAUUUUUUUACAUAUAUUUAUGAAAUCAUAAAUAGAUAUGUCUUCAAUUUUUGUGAUUUUAAAGUUUUAUAUUUUAUUAUCAAUAUAAUAAAUUUAGUCAUUAGACAUAUUUGUAAUGAUAAUUAUAGUAUAGUUAGAAAUUAUAUAAUUGAUUAUAUUGUUUUAUUUUUGUUGACACUUUUUUAUUUAUUUAUGUUAUAUUUUUCAUUUUAUGAAAGAAGAUGUAUUAAAUUGUGUAAUAAAAUUAAAGAGUUAAAAAAAAAUGGUAAAUUGUGCAGAUUAUUUUUGAUAGAAGCGAGUUUUAUGAAGAACAAAAAAUUUAUUAACAGAUGUGAUGGAUACAUUUAUCAAGUAAAUUCAAUUCUAUAUAGUGAAAAAUUACGCCGAAUGAAUUGUGAUAAUGAUAAGAAUAGGAUGCCUUUUAGUUUAUUAAAUAAAAAAGAAGUUCCAUAUAUUAUAUAUUUAAACAAAAUAAAACAUGAUAAUCACAAUAUUUACUUAAAAUAUAUUAAUAAUAAUAAAAAUGUUGGAAAAAUAUAUAGUACAAAUAUAAAACUGAAUAAUAUUAAUAUUAUUACAUCUGUUUUAAAUCUAAAAGAAAAAAAUAUUUAUAGGAACUAUGAUUUUACUUUUAAGAAUAGUAAUAUAAAUUAUAAUAUAACGUUGUUAAAAAUAUUAUUUUAUACAAUUUAUAUAAAAGUAAUGAAUAUAUCUUUAUAUUCCAUAUUUUUAUCAAUAUAUAAAAUACACAUCUUUUUCCUUUUUAUUAUUUACAAUAUAUUAAUUUCUUAUAUAUAUUUAAGUACAUUAAAAAUGGUAUUAUUUUUUAAUAUAUUAGCAAAUAUAUUAUAUAACAAGAAUUACAAUAACAAAAAAGGAAAUUUCGAAAUGUUCAAUAAAAUGAAGAAAAAAAUUAAGGAAAAAAAUUUUUAUAAAAGUAGAAAUACCAAAAAUUGUUGUAAGUCUUUAGUGAAUGAAUUAAAUAAUGUAAAAAUUAUUGAAAAUAAUAAUGACAGAAAUAAAAAUUUAUAUUUUUAUUCAUUUUUGAUAUUACAUAAUUUAUCUGUUUUUUUAAAUUGGUUGUCAAUAAUGCAUAUUUAUAAAAAUGGGAGAGAAGAAAAAAUAUUAAGAAAAAAUUAUUAUAUUUCAAUAUUUAUAGAUACAUUAAAAUAUAUUAAUAAUAAAUACAUUAUUUUUUUAUUUUAUAAUGAAUAUGAAUAUAUUAAAAAUAAUUCUUAUUAUAUUAUUAAGAAAAAUAUAAAAAAGAGAAAUAACAAAGAAAAUAAUUUUUAUGAAAUACAUAAUUUUAAGUAUAAUAAAAUUAAAAAAAAUACUUUUGACAGAAGUAAUAAAAAUAACAGUAAUUAUAGAAAUAAUCAUGUUGAUAAUAAUAAUAAUAGUGAUAGCAGUGAUAAUAAUAGAGCUAAUAGAAAUGAAAAUAUUGAGCAAAAUAGUAACAAUGAGAGUGAUAAUAUAUAUAAUAACAAUAAUUCUGCUAAUAAUAAUGGUGAUAAAUAUAAUAAUAAUCAAGAAGGUGAAGGAAGAGAUAAUGAUCAUCAUGAUGAUAGAGAUGAAAAAAAAGAUGAUGAUGAAGAUGAAGAUACAGGAGAAAAUAAUGAUAAUUAUAUGGAGAAUGAUAAUAAUGAAACAAAAAAAAAAAAAAAAAAAAAAAAACUAAAUGAUAAAAGUAGAAACAUAAAUAAAUUGAAUAAUUUGAAAAGAAACAAAAAAAAUAAUGACAUUUUGAAUGUUAAAAAUAGUGGAAAUAAUAUUUUGGGAAAUAAUUUUUACAAUUUAAAAAAUUCUAAUUAUUUAAAUAAUAUUGGAAACAUAAAUAAUCCAAUUUUAUUAAGUAGUAAUAUAAAGGAAAAUUUUUUGAAUGAUAACUUAAAUAAACCAAAUAUGCAGGUGAACAAUUAUCCAAACAAAAUAAAUCAUCAAAUUAGUAAUCAAAUGAAUAAUCAAAUAAAUAAUCAAAUGAACAAUCAAAUGAAUAAUCAAAUAAAUAAUCAAAUAAAUAAUCAAAUGAAUAAUCAAAUGAAUAAUCAAAUGAAUACUCAUAUUGGUAAUCAAAUGAAUAAUCAAAUAAAUACCCAUAUGGGUAAUCAAAUGAAUAAUCAAAUAAAUACUCAUAUGGGUAACCAAAUGAGUAACCAAAUAAACACUCAUAUGGGUAGCCAAAUGAAUAAUCAAAUGAGUAACCAAUUGAAUAGUCAAAUGAGUCAUCAAAUAAACAAUCAAAUAAACAAUCAAAUGAGUAACCAAAUAAAUACUCAAAUAAGUAAUCAAAUGAAUAAUCAGAUGAAUAAUCAAGUAAAUACUCAAAUAAAUAAUCAAAUGAGCAAUCAAAUGGGUAGUAAUAAUUUUAAUAUGUAUUUAAAUAAUCGAGUAAGUAUUCCAUAUAUACCAAAUUAUGUUAAUCAAAGUAAUCAAAUUCCUCUGAAUAUUAAUAAUCCAAUAAAUAAUAAUAUUAUAAAUACAAUGAAUAAACCAUUAAAUCCACAGAUGAAUAAAAUUAACAACCCAUUUAGAAAUAAUGUUAUGAAAAAUAGUUUUAAUCAAAUGAAUAGAAUAAUGAAUAAUCCUGUAAAUACUCAAAUUCCUAAUAAUGCAAACAAUAAUAUGAAUAAUUUUAAUAUCCAUAUAAACCAUCAAAAAAUAAAUAAUGCUAAUAAUCAUAUCAAUAAUAAAUUAAAUUACCAUGUGAGCAAUCAUAUGAAUGGCAAUAUACCCGGUAAUAUAAACAGCCAGAUAAAUAAUUCAUUAAAUAAUAUAACCAAUCCUUUAAAUAACAAUUUAAAUAUUCAUAUGGAUAAUCAAAAAAAAAAUACAUUAAAUAUUCAGUUAAAUAAUCAAAUGAAUAAUAAUCCUCUAAAUAAUCAAUUAAAUAGUCCCAUAACUAAUAAAAUAGGAAAUCAGAUGAAUAAUCAAAUAAGCAAUCAAAUGAACAAGGCGUUGAGUAAUCCGUUGAAUGUAAAUAACAAAUUAAAUACAGUUGUAAAUAAUAAAAAUAAUAAUAUCAAUAUACAUUUAAAUAAUCAUACGAUUAAUCAAAUGAAUAACUAUAUGAAUACAAAUAUAAAUAGAAAUUCAAUACCUAAUAAUAUAGUGAAUAAGGGAAUUAUACAAAACUCUAUGAAUAAAAAUAAAAUGAAAGAUAAUGUUAUUAAUAACAAUAUGUUCAGAAAUAAUAAUAACAUAUUACAAGACAAUUUAAUUAAUAAUAAAAUGGCACAAAAUAAUAUUAUUUCAAGUAAUAUAUUGAAAAACAACAUAAGAAAUAAUAACAUGUUAAAUAUGAAUAUGAUGAAUUCAAAUUUUAUCAAUAUAAAUAAUAUGAAGCAUUCUACAGAUAAUUAUCCUAUAAAUAAAAUAGUUGUGAAUAAUAAUAUUAUAAAUAGAGAUGUAAAUCCUAUUGGUAAUAAUUUUAAUUUAAUAAAUUAUGUAAAUAAAAAUAAUUUUAUAAAUAAAAAUAUGAAAAAUGUUAAAAUUGAAAAUUAUGCAUAUGAUCAAUUUUUAAUAAACAAUGAACAAAUGUCUAUAAUUGAUCACUCAAGUAUGAAUAACAACAAUAACAAUGCAAAAAUUUUAUUAAGUAAUAAUAUCAAUGGUGAGAAAAAUUCUAAAAAAAAAUAUUUAGUAAUUGGAAACAAUAAUUUGUCUGGAUAUCAAAGCAAAAAUAAUUCUGCAUAUAACAAUAACAAUAGUAAAAAAAAAAAUAAAAAUGAUUUAAAACAUAUAAAAGAUGAUGAUUUAAAUAAUAAUCAAAAUUUGAGAAGUAUAAAAAUUAAUUGGAGUAAAUAUGAUAACAUUUUUAAAAAAAUAAAAUUAGAAAAAAAUUAUGAUUGGUUUAUGGAUGAAAAUGAAGAUGAAUGUGAUGAUGAUACUGAUGAUAAAACAAGUGAUAGUGAGAGAAAUUUCCCUCUUUAUAAUGACUCAUUAAAUAUAAACUUUAAAAUUUUCUUUCGUGAUUAUAAUGAUAUUUUAAAUAAAUUAAAUUUAAUUAAAUUAAAUGAUAAACACAAUUUCAAAAAUAAUAGUUAUUCUCAGUUAUAUGAAGACAUUUUUUUAACUAUCGAAAAAUUUUUAGAUAUAUCACAAUUAAAGUUUGAUAAUAAUUUUACCCAUACGAAUUUCUAUAAUAACUGGUUAAAUUAUAAUUAUGGUAGUAAUAAAAACAAUAAAGAAAAAUCUAACUUUUUUAAAAGUGUAUCGAUGAGUGCAAAUAAUAAUAUUUUUUUUGAAACUCUACUAAAAAAAAAAAAAGAGAUCAAUGAAAAUUGUUUAAAAAAUAAUGAUUAUGAUAUAUUAACACAAAAUAAUUGUACUCUUAAUAUGAAUGAAGAAAAAUAUGAUAAUAUCAUACCUAAUAGUUCAAAAUUAAUUUCAAAAAAUAAUAUAUGUUAUGAGAAUGUUCACAAUAAUGAUUUAUUAAAUGAUAAUUCAUACGGUAAUUCUUAUUUCAAUGGAGAUAAUUUAAGUUUGACUAAAAUAAAGAAUUACAGUGAGAAUAAAAAUGCAUCAAGUCAAAGUUCACUUAUUGAAAAAAUAUUAUCAAAAAAAUACAGAACAUAUUCUAUAAAUGAAUUUUUAAAUGUAGAAUUAAAUGAUAAUUUACAAGAAUUAGUAAACGUAUAUAAAAAAAACUUAUGUCAUAAUAUAAGAACAGUAUUAAAACGAAAAAAGAAUUAUGAAAAGAGUUAUUAUCAAUGGUAUGGAAAUAAUUUUAAAAUGAGCAUAAACAGGGGUGAUUAUAAAAUAAGGAAAUAUGCAUUAUUCAAAAAAAAGAAAAAAAAAAAGUUAAUAAAUAAAAGUAAGGAAUCUAUUAAUAAUGCUGUACAACCAAAUAAAGAGUUAAAUAACAAUACAUUAGUAGAAAUAGAAAGCAAUAAUGCAAUGAAUGCUAAUAAAGAUAAUGAAAUCAAGGAAGUUACAAAUCAAAAUUUAGAUAAACCUUUUUAUUCAUGUUCUUCAGGAACUUCGAGGAAUGAAAAAUUGAAUGAGCAUAUUAAUGAAAACAGUAUGAUAAAAAUGAAAGGAAAAACAACAGAAAAUAGUUCAAAAAAUAAUAUUAAUAAUGAAAUGUGUGAAAAUAAUUUAAAUAAUAAACCUAUUAAUUCAAGAGAAAAAUUACAUCAAUUAAAUAUAUAUAAAGAAAAUAUAAGUGAUAUUGAAGUAAAAAUGCCAGAAGAUAAAUUAAAUAUAGAGAAUAAGAUAAAAGAACAGGUAGAAAAAAUAGAUAACUUAAAUAAAAGUGAGGAGAAAAAUUAUAGUUUAAAUAAUAUGGAAAAUUCUGAAUAUAAACAAAAUGAACUCAUGAUAAAUAAUUCAAAUUAUAAGAACAACAAUGAUAAUAAUAAUAAUAUGAAUAUCGAUAAUUAUAAUAAGGAAGUUGAAAAUCAUAAUAGAAGUUCAUAUAAAUUAAUUGAGAAUAAUGCAAAAGAGGAUGCAAGUAGUAAGAUAAAAUCAAAUGUAAAUGAAUCUGAUAUAAAUGAUUACAUAAAAAAGAGUAAUUGUGUAAAUGUGUUCAUAGAAAAGGAAAGUAUCCAAAUGAAACUAGAUAAAAAAAUGAAACUUAAAGGUAUAAACAGAUUAAAAUGCAAAUUAACGAAUGAAUCAAGAAAUUUAUCAAGUAUUAGACUUUAUAAAAAAAUAGAAGAUGCGAGAAGAAUUAAAAAGAAAAAAAAAAAUAAUAUGAAAUAUAAAACAAAUGCAAUAAUUGAUUUCGGAGAUAAAAUUGUGUGGGUAUCAUUCGAAUUUAAUAAUUUAGAAAUGCUAAAAAAAAUGAUAAGAAAUAAUAUAUUAUGUUUAAACUAUUUGAAGAAUAUUCAAAACAUAAGUGAUUCAGAAUAUAAAUUAGAAAAAAUUCUUACAGAUGAAAUGCGAAAGUAUAAAAAUGUAAAAAUAAAAUUUUAUAAAUUUUUAAGUUAUUAUGAUUUUAUUUUUUUAAAAAAUAGAUUAAAUUUCAUUAAAAUUAAAUAUAGAAAAGGAAAUAACAAUGAAGAAAAUAAAUUAAGUUAUAAUAAUUAUGGCUCAAAUAUAUUGAAUAAUGACAAUUUAUUGGUAAUGAAUAAUGGUAUUAUUAAUAAUAUGAAAAAGGGAGAAAAUAUAAAAGGGAUAAAUAAUGAGUAUAACAAUGAAAUUGAAAAUAAUGGUAUAAAAAAGUCUAUUAGUAAUCAAGGAACAUUUAAUAUAAAAAACAAUAUUCCUAUAAAUUUUGAUAUUACAAAUACUUCCUGUAAUAAUAAUGAUGAAUUAGAUAGUGAACAGAAAGGAUACUGUAUUAUGGAUAGAAAAGAAAAGUUAAGCGUUUUAAAUAAUAAAGAAUUUGAAGAACAAGAAAAUUCUAACAUAAAUGAUAUGAACAAGAAAAAAACAGAAAUUAAUGGCACUUUAGAAGGAAUAUUUGUAAAAAGAGAAAAAGAUGAUGAAGCAAUCAUGUCUAAUAAUAAAAUUAAAAAUGAUUAUAAUUACGUUCCAUCCUAUGCUUACAAAAAUAAUGAAGAUGAAAUAGAUGAAUGCAGAAAAGAAAUAGGAAACAAUAAUAAAAGAAUAAAAAAAAAUAUAAAAAAAACGAAAUUAUACAAGAACAUACUAUUAUUUCCUUUAAUUGAUAAGAAAAAAAUAAGUUCUUAUAUUAAUGUCAAUUUAAAUGUAGAUAUAAAAAAAGAGAUAUUUGAAAAUGACAAAUUAAGUGAAAAAGAAAUGAACCUUGUUAAUAAAUACUUAAAUAAAAAUAUGAAAAUAGAAAAAAAUGAAUAUUCUAGGAUAGGUAUUUAUGAAAAUUAUGAUAACUUUAAUAAAAAUGGAAGUGAUAAGUACAAUUACAACGAUGCUGUUCUAAUUGACAAUUAUAUAUGGCCUAAUAAUCCAACCUUAUUUAAUAUUUUUGAAAAAUAUUAUCUUUUAUUGAAAAUGCAAAAAUAUAUUUUGCAGUAUAAACAUUUUUCAAAAAAUAAUAUAAAAAAAAAAAUAAAUUCAGAAUCUAAUAAUGAUAUUUACUCAAGUUCAAAUUCCUUAAAUUGUUCUUCAACCGGUAAUUUAAAGAAUAAAAAAAAACAUAUAAAAAUUAAAAGUGAAAGAUUAACCGAAGAAAAUAUCUCUUCAAAUCAUAAUAUAGAUAUAAGAAGUUCAGGUACGAAUACAGAUCACCUUAGAGAAAAAAAAAAAAUAAUUACAAGAGUAAACAUCGAAAAUAAUGAUAAUAUAUAUUUAAAAAAUGAUAUUAAUAAUAGAAAAAGUAACAAUAAUAUAAAUAAUUUAAAAAUGGAUAAUGUAAAAAUGAUGUAUAGAGAUGGAAAUAAUUUUAUAAAUAUUCAUAAAAAUGAUAUAGGAGAUAAAAAAAUAAAAUUGAAAACGGAAAGCAAAUUACAUGGAAAUGAUAAAUUAUUUUAUAAUGUGGGUGAAUAUAAUAAAUUAGAUGAAAAUAAUUGUAAAUAUGUGGAAGAAAAUACAGAAAAUCUUAAUGAAAAUGAUUCAGAAGAGAUAAAAAGUGAGAAAAAAUUACAAAGAAUAAAAAAUGAAGAACAUAUAACAAAUAAUAACCAUUUUUUUAAUGAAGAUGAAGAGGAAGAAGAAAUAAAUAUAAAACACAAAGAUAGAGAUAUAUAUUUAUAUAAUUCUAUUAGGCAUAAAAUAUCUAAUGAUCGAAUACAAAACGAAAAUAUGCAUUUUAAUUUGAAAAAAGAUUUAAAGUUAAGUAAAAGUUCAAGAAUAAACAGCAAAGUUAGUAAUAAAAAAUAUUCGUUAUCACCGUUAAUAAAUAAAAGAGAAUUAAAUAAUUUGGAUGAUGUAGAAGAAGAAAAUGUAAAGAAAAAAAGAGGAAGAAAAAAAGGAAAGAGAAGAGGCAGAAAAAAAGGAGUAAAAAAUAAAAGCAAAUUGCUGGAUGAAAAAAAUGAAAAUAAAAAAAAUAAAUUAUUAGGUGAGGAAGAAGAAGAAGAAGAUGAUGAAGAUGAAAUAGAAAAAAUAAAUGAAAAAAAUAAAAUAGACGAUGAAGAAAAUGAAAUGUUUGAAAAUGAUGUACCUAUUGAUAAAGAUAUUAUAAUAGACUUGUUAUGUGAAGAUGAAAAAUUAAUAGAAAGUUAUAUUAAAAAUUCUCGAUUUGUUGAUAAAAACUUAGUAUGCUUAUUAAUUUACAUGAAUAAUAUACAAAAAAAAUUAAGUAGUAUCUGUAACAAGUUAUUAAAAAAAGUUAUAAAAGAAAAUAAAACACCAAUUAGAAUUAGUGAUAAUAUAGAAAAAAGUGAAGAAAUAAUUUAUAAAUAUAUAAUGUUUGAGAGGUGGAAUCAAUUAAGAUAUUCUUUAUUGUAUAAUAUUAAUUUAAUUAACAAUAAAAUUAAUAAAUCAGAAAAUGAUCAGACCAUUUAUAAGAAUAUAAAUAUUAAGUCUAUAUUUGAUUUACAUCAAUUUUCUUAUAAAUAUAAAAAACAGAAAAUUCCUUCUUUUGAAUAUAGUGUUUUUUUAAAAUACAAAUUUCAUAAACAAAAUAGAAAUACAUUUUUUAAUGAUAAUUUUUCAUAUUCUAAUUGCAAUGAAGCAUCAUUUAUUAAUGAUGAAGAAAAAUUUUGUGGUUUCUCUAAUAAUAACGAUUUAAAUAUAACUCCUGUAUUUUCAUAUUGCUGUGUAUGUUUUAAUGAUGAUUAUAAUAGUAUGCAAAUAAAUGAACAAAAUGAUAAUGUAAAAACAUUUUCAAGAAAUAAUUCUAUAAAAAAUGUUACAAAUUCAGAAAAUAAGAAUGAAAUAGUAAGUACAAAAAAUAAAACAGAUAAAAAUGCUAACAAAAUUAAUUUACAUAUAAAGAAUGAAAAUUAUAUAAAAAAGGAAGAAAAUAAAUUAAAUUCAGAGGUUAAUAUAUUAGAUACAAAAAAUAACACUAAUAAUGUUAAUGAUUUUUCAAGUAAUAAUAAUGAAGUUAAUAUAUGCCAAGUUAAAGAUAGUAAUACAUCAAACAAUGCUAAUAAUAAAACAGGUAAUAUCGAUUUAUCUAUUAUAGAAAAAAAUGUAAAAAAUAAUCGAAACUUGAUGUUAAGAUGCAGCAGAUGUUAUAUACAUGUUCAUAAAUUUUGCUACAUUUCAACAAAAAAAUCAGAUGAAAAUAUUCUCAGUAACACACAGAAUAAUACAUCUGUAAAUAGUAAUGAAUGGUUAUGUCAAAGAUGUGAAUUUGAAAAAAAAUCUUUAGGUAAUAAUUAUUUAUAUUUAUUUGAUAAUAAUAUUAAGUGCUAUAUAUGCAUUGAAAGGGGAGGAGCCUUUAUUCAAAUGAACAGCAAUAUAUUUGUUCAUACAUUUUGUGCAUUAUUUUGUGUUCCUGAUAUAUUAAUUAAUACAAAUGUAAAUUUGGAAAAUUUUGAUGAAUUUUUAAAAUUAAAUAACUUAUCUUUAACCCAAGAAAUUUUUUCCAUGUUCAAAAAAAGGAAAAGAAAAUCACAGAAGAAAAAGAGGGAAAUACGGGAAUUAAUGAUAGAAGAAGAUAAAAAUAAAAUAAGAUAUGAACGAGAAGAAAAGGGAAACAUAGAGAAAGAAAUAAAAGAAAAUGAACAUAAAAAUAAUAUUGUUAAUGAUAUUUUAAAAUUUAAAUAUGAACAGGGUGAUACAAAAAUCAUUAACAAAAAUAUUCCAUCAUCUUCAUCUACUUUAUCAAAAAAAGAAAAUGGUGUUGAUAAUAAAUUAUAUGAAGAAAAUUAUUCCUUUAAAAAUACCAAUACCUUAAACGAUAAGAAUAUUCCUAGAAUUAAUGAACCUAAUAGUUAUUUAAUCAAAAAUAAUAAAUUAGUAUUAGGAGAUUUGAAAUCAAACAUAAUGAACAUAGAAAAAAAUAAAAAUGAUGACUCAUUAAUUAAAAAUAAAGAUAAAGAUAAUUAUAUUUCAGGUUUUAAUCAUACAAAAGACAUCUCUUCUGAAAACAAAAUUAUUAAUGGUACAAAUAUAGGAGAGAAAAAUAAAAAUAAAAUAAAGGCUUCUUUAUUAAAUGAUUAUUCUAAUGAUAGCAAAACUACAAAAAAAAAUGAGGUAAUAAAAGCUUCAAAAAAAAGAGAAGCAAAAAUUUAUGAUUUUUUUACAUUCAUAAAAAAAGAAGAUAAAAAAAGAUUAAGUGAAAAUUCAUAUGAUUUUGAAGAUUUAAAAAAAAAAAAAAAAAAAAUUAAUAUUGAUAGGUUAGAUAGUGGAAUGAAUAACAUACGAAUUUCUGAAAAAUCGAAAAAAUAUAUUCACGACAUAAAUAAGAAAAAUAGUAAAAAUGGUUUUAUUGAAGAUAACAAAAAGAUUAUGAAAGAAUUAUAUAAUAAUAAUAAAAAUAAAAUCAAAAAAGAAUAUAAUGAUUUCAAUCAAAGAGAAAACAAAAAAGAUAUAACUGAUAAAGAAAAUGAAGUUUCAUUAAUAAAUUGUGAUAUAAAAGAAGUCAUUUGUAAAAACAGUGAAGAUGUUGACAAUGAAGAUGAUAAUAAUAAGAUACAUGCUAAAAAGGUUAACAUAAAUUCAGAUAUAGAUGAAAAUUCUUCACAUUCAUCUUCUUCUUUUUUUUCAAGUUCAUUGUGUUCUGUAUCAACUUUAUCAGAUAGGAAUGGUAUUAAAUUAAAUAACAACAUAAAAAAUAAAUUGAAUAUUUUUAAUUAUAUAGAAAGCCCAUAUCUUUUAAGUGGUUACGAAAAUAAAAAUAUUAGAUGUGAUGUAUGUUUGAAAACAAAAGGAAUUUUUAUAAAAUGUGAAAAUAUAAAUUGUAAAAAAUAUAUUCAUCCUUUAUGUGCAUUUAUGUGUGGAUUAUAUAUAAAAUGUAAAAAUUCUAAUAAAAAAUUUCUCAAGUUUAGAAAUAAAAUAGAUUAUUGUUUUCCUCGUAUCUUUUUUUUUAUUAAAUGUAUCAGUCAUUCUAUAAAAAAAUAUGGUAUUUUAAAUAUAUACGAUCAGAUAAUUAAAAGAAGAACAAAAUAUUUGAAUAGAGAUUUGUAUCCUAAUAUAUAUGAAAAUAAUAAAAAAGAGAGAAAACAGAAAAAUUCUCUAAAAUAUAAAAUACGUAAUAAUUCAAAUAAUAAUAAAAAGGGUGAUAUAUAUGAAAUUUUAGCUUUUAAUUUUAAUUAUUUAGAUGCUUAUCAAUUUAAUUUUUUUCUUCUCCCAACAAUUGAUCAUAUAAAAAAUAACAUAUGCUUAGUAUGUUUUACUUCUCAUAAUAGGAAACAAUUAUUAUAUUGCAAAUAUUGUAAUAUAUGUGUUCAUAAAAAAUGCUAUUUAGUUGAUUCUAGUUUUAUUGAAUAUCAUUUUUAUAAAAGAAAAAAAAAAGUAUAUACAUUUUUAAUACAUAAUAAAGAGCAAAAAAUUAAAAACAUAAUCGAUCAAAUAAAAGUAAAAAAAGAAUCUAUUAUUAAUUUACUUCAUGAUAAAAAUGGUAAUGAUAAUAAUAAUAAUAAUUUAAAAGAUUCUGAAUUAUUACUACCAUAUAAAAAAUCAAAUGAUUUGGAUAAAUAUGUAUCAAAGAAUGAAUUAAAAAAAGAAAAUAAUGAGUAUACUGCUGAAUCUAAUUUGACUAACUGUUAUGAUACAAAUGCAAAUACAAAUAAUUAUCUCAAAAAUGAUUCUAAAAAUGUUCUUGAAUUAAAUAGUAAAAUUAAUGUACAUGAAAAUUAUCAAGAUAACACAACAAAUUUAAAAGGCAGUGUUACUAAUAAUGAUCUAGAAGACGUAAGUAAUGCAAAUAAAUGUAAUAUAAUAGAUAAAAAUGAAAAUAAUAAUAAUAAUAAUAAAGAUAUGAAUAAUAAUAUUCUUGUGAAUGAUAAAAUAAGUUGCGAAAAAAAAUUUGAGCGUUCUAAUAUAAUAAGGCAAUUAAUACAAAAUGAAAUUAAUAAUUGUUUACAUGCUACUCAGGAUUAUAAAAAUAUUGAAUUUAUUCAUAAAUUAAAAGAGUUUAGUAAAAUGGAUAAUUUCUAUAAAUUGUGUAAUAAAUACAUAAACGAUGAAGAAAAAUGUAUAACUGAUAUUGAUGAUAUAGAAGAAAAAAAAUUAUUUGUUUGUGAUCUUUGUGCAAAUAAUUAUAAUUAUGAAAACGUAAACUGUAUAUUAUGUAGCAGAAGGGGUGGAGCAAUUAAAAUUGUAAAAGUUAAUGAUUAUAUGAAGCUUGAUAAAAAUAAAAAUAAGAAAAAUAAUUUUAUAAAAAAUGAAAAGGAUUUUAUUUUUGUCCAUAUGCAAUGUGCUUUGUUUUCACCACAGAUAAUCAUUCAGGAUAUUAGUGAAGAAUAUUAUCAGUAUUACAAUUAUGACAAUUUUGCUUUGAAUGAUUAUGGUGAAGAAGAUAUUAUGAAGGAAAAGAAUUUUCUAUCAGAUUCAGAAAUUCAGGUUUUAAAUGAAGAAUAUUAUUAUGAUGAAAAACAAAGUUUACUUAAUGAAUUUUUUUUUAAACAAUCGUAUAUUAAUCAUAGAAACAGUGGAAAAAAAUGCAUUGAUAAAAAAAAUACUAUUGAUACAAUAGAAGAUAAUAAUAUUUAUAAAAAACUUUCCUUUAAUUUUAAUAAAAGAAAUGAAAAAGUUAAUAAAGAGAAAGAAAACACAAAUAAUGUACAUGAUUUGAUUAAUACUUCAAAAACAGUCUUAAAUAAUGCUAUGGAAAAUAUAGUAAGUAACUCCGUUAAGAAUAAUUAUAAUAAUGAUGAAGAAUUAAAAAAAAAUAAUGAAUUAAAUUUUGAUGUAAUCAAUGAAAGUGAAAUAAAUUCUUCUUUAAUUGAAAAAGAAAAAAAUUCUGAUAAUACUUUUAUAAAUAAUCAAGAAGGUGGUACUGCUUCUAAUAAAAAUGAGAAGGAAAAUGAAGAUAAAAAUAUUCAAGAAAAAGGUCAUACAGUAUAUAAAAGUAACAUUUCUAUGUUUGAUAAUUAUAGCAAAAUAAAAGAAGGUAAUUUUGCCAUAAAUAAUAUGGAGAAAUAUGCAAAGAAAAUAAAAAAAAGUAAACAAUUAACACCUCUUAAUAAAUAUAAAAAUAUGAGUGAUAUGAAUAAAAGGAUAUCUUGUAAUAAAAAGACAAACUUAUAUUAUUAUAACUUAAAUAGAAAAAAAAAUAAUUACAAAAUAAUAAUUAAAGAUAAGUUAAAAAAGCAUCUUAAUAAAAAUACAUGUUAUAUUUGUAAUUUAACUUAUGGUUAUACUCAAAAAUGUGUAGAAAAUGCUUGUACAAAUUACUUUCAUAUCUCAUGUGCUCGUAUUCACAAAUUAUUUUUUGAAUUUGAUUAUAACUUUUUUAAAAUGCACCCUAAUGCAUCAAGUGUAGAUUUAGCAAAAAUACCAAAUUCGAUUAUAUUUUGUGAGGAACAUUCUAAAAUUAGAAGAAAAGUAAAACCAUCUAUUAAAUUGUUUUCGAAAUUAAGAUCCUUUCUUGAGCUUGCUCGGAUCAUUGUAGAUCAAAUGAAGAAAAGAGAAGAUAUAAAAAACUCAUGGAUAAAAAGUAAAUAUAAAAAUGAUAUUUCAAAAAAUAGAAAUAAUAUGAACAAAUUAAUAGAAAAUGUGAAUUAUGAAGAAGAUAAUAAAAUAAAAAGCAAUGAAAAAAAAAAUGAUAUAAUGAAAAUUAAACACAUGGAUAAUAAUAAUAUGUUAAAUAAUAAUGUUCAAGAUUAUGAUUUAAAAAAUAAAUUAAAUUUACAGAAUAAUGAUUAUUCAAAAGAUAUACAAAAUAUGGAUAUGUUAAUUAACAAUAAUGAUUGUAAUUUAUUAAAUAAAAAUAAUAUAAGUAAUAGUGAUAAUACAUUUAAUAAUUCUUUCUUUCAGAAAAAAGAUAUAGAUUUUAAUAAAAAUCAAGACAUUAUGGAAAUGAAUAACAUUGAUAAUAACAUAACAACACCACUGUCUCAUAAUUUUUCCAAAAAUGAGAAUAUUCAAAAUAAUGUAUUAAAAGAACAAAUUGUAAAUAAUAAAUCUAUUAAUCAAGAACAUAAAGAAAUUGAGGUAGAUAAUAUUAAAAAAAAUGAAACUGGAGUUUUUCAUGAUAAUUAUAAUGAUGAAUAUAAGGAAGACUAUGAUGAUGAUGGUGAUGAUGAUGAUAAUGAUGAUGAUGAUGAUGAUGAUGAUGAUGUUGAUGUUGAUGUUGAUGUUGAUGUUGAUGUUGAUGUUGAUGAUGAUGUUGAUGAUGAUGAUGAUGAUGAUGAUGAUAAUGAUGAUGAUUAUGAUGUUGAUGAAGAUGACAAUGAUGAAGAUUAUGAAGAAUAUAAGGAAAAGAAAAAUUACAAAAAUGAUAAUAAUCAUAUAGUUAGAAAUUCAGGGAAAAUAGAAGAGAAAAACAGAAAUGUUAAAAAUAAUGAUAUAGAAAAUACAGAUAAAAAUCCAAUUUGA
Messenger RNA from Plasmodium gallinaceum, 16725 nucleotides. Its product is annotated as conserved Plasmodium protein, unknown function. Lineage: Eukaryota; Apicomplexa; Aconoidasida; Haemosporida; Plasmodiidae. The record is from RefSeq and is a predicted model, not a curated record. The coding region runs from base 1 to 16725 and encodes 5574 amino acids. The transcript has a single exon.